AUGGAAAUUAAAGAGAAGACUGUGUGGGUCCAAUUUCGGACCCACUAUGUUACCAACAGCGAAGAUCUUGUUUUGGGUAUCACUGGUUCCCUCCCAGAGUUAGGGCAGUGGAAUGUGACACGAGCUGUAGUUGCAGAUGAAAUUCCCAAAAGUUCAGGAGAAUGGGUUGUUUUAAUCGAACUUACAGCAAAUGUCACGUUUGACUGGAAGUGGGUGGUACUUUCCCAGGAAAAUGCUACGAUGACCGCAUUCCGGUGGGAAGAGCGAGAUAAUAGAAGCACUGAGCUGCAGGGACAGGGUCAACGAUGUUACGCCGCGUGGAAUGACGACGCGGCGUAUGAAAUCAUCCCCAAAUUUCCAGUUGAUGAAUGGAAAUGGAUGGAUGAUGGUGAUCAGGAUGAUGAAGAACAAUCUCCUGAGAGUGAACAUGUUCCCCCGAGGCGUGUAGAUGUAGGCUACCUUACUAGUGUCGUGGUAUCAUCCUAUCAGGAUAUCCGACACAAAGUGGUAGCCUUUUGUCAGUCGAUAAGGGGGAUUUUCAGAAGAGGCUGA
This is a messenger RNA of Ostrea edulis (European flat oyster), 552 nucleotides long. Its product is annotated as starch-binding domain-containing protein 1-like. Gene Ontology annotation, molecular function: starch binding. NCBI's taxonomy places the organism in Eukaryota, Metazoa, Mollusca, Bivalvia, Ostreida, Ostreidae. The coding region runs from base 1 to 552 and encodes 183 amino acids. The transcript is spliced from 3 exons. The record is from RefSeq and is a predicted model, not a curated record.